Geodia barretti is the source of this 1847-nucleotide messenger RNA. The record is from the annotation of a GenBank genome assembly. Lineage: Eukaryota; Metazoa; Porifera; Demospongiae; Tetractinellida; Geodiidae.
GAGAUAGGGACGACCUCUCUACAAGGGACACUUGUUUCAAUCCCAUGCUAAUACUUUAGUGUAUUAUUUGACCUCCGAGAUAGGGACGACCUCUAGGAUCAGGGACAAAGUUGUUGGCCCCAUAGUUUCCCUUGUUCGGAGGUUCCACUGUAUUAUGAUCUAUUUUGGGUGCCCCUGACUUGAUAGUGUGUUAAUUGCGUAAUCAGGUGGUAAGAACAGAGGAGUUGAGUGAAGAGAGUUUCAAGAGUCUCAUGGACUUCUCAAAGGCCAUGAAAAAAGUACCCAUCGUCUGCAAGGUGGGUGUGGCCUGUUGCCAUGGAGCUCUGAUUGUGUUUGUUUUCAGGACACGCCGGGCUUUGUGGUAAACCGACUCUUAGUUCCUUAUAUGGCAGAAGCAGUUCGUCUAUAUGAGAGAGGUGUGGCUACACCCGAAGAUAUAGACACAGGCAUGAAGUUGGGGGCCGGGUACCCCAUGGGACCUUUUGAGCUCUCUGACUACGUUGGACUGGACACUACCAAGUUUAUCCUGGACGGUUGGUCACAGAAGUAUCCCGAUGAACCGCUGUUCAAACCAAUAGAGACAAUCAAUAAACUGGUCGGAGAGGGAAAACUCGGCCGAAAAACUGGCGAAGGAUUCUACAAGUACUCAAAGUAGACACCAAAUCUAUGAAUUACGUUAAAGGAAUACACUAUUAUAUAAGAAUAUAAAUUUUUUCUGAAAACAUAUACUGAAGUGUAUUGUUUGGGCUAAGUGAUGAUGUUGCUUCAGUUUCUACACCACUACAUAAUUAUACAUACAUUCUGACUUGCAAAUUAUUGUCAAUGAGGUUUACAUGUACAAUGCACUGUAGGAAAUUUCGAAAUCGGGUAAGUGAUAGUGUUGCUUCAGUUUUCUACUUUAUUCUUUAUUCUUUAAUCAAUCUGACUUGGAAAAAAUCGGUGCGUGUGUCGUGAGAAUUCAUUCGAUAUCUGAAGGCAGAGGUGUGCAGUUAGUCGCCACGAUCCUCCAUGAAGUGGGGGGAGGUGAGGUCGUAGAGGUGCUGAUGAAUCUCAAGAAAUUUCGGACGCGAGUUUGGCUCUCGCGCCCAGCACGAGGACAUUAUCAGGAACACGUCCUCGGGGCAUUUGUCUGGCUGCGGGGGGAACGAGAAAUGCCGGGAGACUUUUGUGAUGACUUGUCGGUUGGUGAGAUUGCGAAAUGGAUGCUCUCCGUACGUGAAUAGCUCCCACAAUAGGACGCCGAAGGCCCAAAUGUCGCUGGCAGUCGAGAAUUCGUCGUCUGUGAUUGCUUCGGGAGGCAUCCAUCUAAUUGGGAGGGUCCUCCCGUGAAGGAGAUAGUAAGCUUCGGGGUAGAUUUUUGAACCGAUUCCAAAACUUGCCACUUUGAUGACUCUGUUUUGCCCACGGAUGCAGUUGCGCAGUGCCACGUCCUUAGUGAACGAUGUGUUGAGAAGACAGUAAGCCAGUCCCAUGCACACCUCGUCGGCCAUUUUGAGGAGCUCUCGGAACUCUUGGACGAUACUCUCGCCGUCCUCCACGUCUUUCAUGGCGAUACCCUUAUCCCUGAUGUAACCGAGGAGGUCUAUGUGGGAGGUUCCUCCGUCUAGAAUGAUGCACCCGGGCGUCGUGUUCGUACACACCCCGAGAAUUCCCACCACGUUCAGAUGGUUGAGAUGUGCCAACAUCGUGAUCUCUUGCUCGAAUUUGUUCCUCUUUGUAUCGUCUGUGCCUUCCUUGAGCAUUUUGACGGUCACGAUUCUUGAAGCCUCCCGUGGAACUAUUUCGUAGGCCUCUCCUCUAUAUACGGGGCCGUACUCCCCCUCUGCCAGCAUCGUGAGCAGGACCAG